AUGAAUGAUGAUGGGUUUUGUGAAAUGCAGGGAACUCCAGUAAACAUAAUUGUAGGGUCUCAUGUUUGGGUGGAGGACUCAGACGUGGCUUGGAUUGAUGGUGAGGUUGAAAAGAUCAAUGGAGAAGAAGUUGUGAUCCAAGCCACUACUGGAAAGAAGGUCACUGCAAAGUUGUCAAAGAUAUACCCAAAGGAUGUGGAAGCUCCCGCUGGUGGUGUUGAUGACAUGACCAAGCUCUCUUACUUGCACGAACCUGGUGUUCUUCAAAACUUAAAGAUCAGAUAUGAACUCAAUGAGAUCUAUACUUACACAGGAAACAUCCUUAUCGCUAUUAAUCCAUUUCAACGGCUGCCUCACAUCUAUGAUAACCAUAUGAUGCAACAAUACAAAGGAGCACCAUUUGGAGAACUAAGUCCUCAUGUUUUUGCUGUUGCUGAUGUUGCAUACAGGGCCAUGAUCAAUGAGGGGAAAAGCAAUUCGAUUCUUGUAAGUGGCGAGAGCGGAGCAGGAAAAACUGAAACCACUAAGAUGCUUAUGAGAUACCUUGCCUACUUGGGAGGCCGUGCAGUUACAGAAGGACGCACUGUUGAACAACAAGUUCUUGAAUCAAAUCCUGUCCUUGAAGCCUUUGGUAAUGCAAAAACUGUGAGGAAUAACAACUCAAGUCGCUUUGGUAAAUUUGUUGAGAUCCAAUUUGAUAAGCAAGGAAGAAUAUCAGGAGCUGCUAUAAGGACCUAUCUUCUAGAGAGGUCUCGUGUGUGCCAAAUCUCUGAUCCGGAACGCAAUUACCACUGCUUCUACCUUCUUUGUGCCGCACCGCAGGAAGAAAUUGAAAAGUACAAGCUUGGUCAUCCAAAGACCUUUCAUUACCUCAACCAGUCCAAGUGCUACGAGCUUGUCGGUAUCAGUGAUGCCCAUGACUAUCUUGCAACUAGGAGAGCUAUGGAUAUUGUCGGAAUCAGCGAAAAGGAACAGGAAGCAAUUUUCAGAGUGGUUGCUUCAAUUCUUCAUAUUGGAAACAUCGAAUUCACCAAAGGAAAGGAAGUGGACUCAUCAGUUCCCAAGGAUGACAAGGCCAAAUUUCAUCUUAAGACAGCAGCAGAACUUCUCAUGUGUGAUUUAAAGGCACUUGAAGAUGCAUUAUGUAAACGUGUAAUGAUCACACCCGAGGAAGUUAUCAAGAGAAGUCUUGAUCCACAGAGUGCUGUUACCAGCAGGGACGGUCUCGCCAAGACAGUCUAUUCUCGCUUGUUCGAUUGGUUGGUGAACAAGAUUAACAAUUCGAUUGGACAAGAUGCCAAUUCUAGAUCCCUAAUUGGAGUUCUCGACAUUUACGGAUUUGAGAGCUUCAAAACUAACAGUUUCGAACAGUUCUGUAUCAAUUUCACUAAUGAGAAGUUGCAGCAACAUUUCAAUCAGCAUGUUUUCAAGAUGGAACAGGAAGAAUACACAAAAGAAGCAAUAGAUUGGAGCUACAUUGAAUUUGUGGACAAUCAAGAUGUUCUUGAUCUUAUAGAAAAGAAACCUGGCGGAAUUGUUGCUCUCCUUGAUGAAGCUUGUAUGUUUCCAAAAUCAACCCACGAAACAUUUGCAAACAAGUUAUAUCAGACUUUUAAGACCCACAAGAGGUUCGUCAAACCAAAGCUCUCUCGAACGGAUUUCGCCGUUGCCCAUUAUGCUGGAGAAGUUCUCUAUCAGUCUGAUCUGUUUCUGGACAAAAACAAGGAUUAUGUGAUCCCUGAACACCAAGAUCUGUUGGGAGCUUCCAAGUGUCCUUUUGUGGUGGGUCUGUUCCCUCCACUACCUGAAGAAUCAUCUAAAUCUUCAAAGUUUUCAUCCAUUGGUUCUCGUUUUAAGCUGCAACUCCAGCAACUGAUGGAAACAUUAAAUUCUACGGAGCCACAUUACAUCAGAUGUGUGAAGCCUAACAAUCUUCUAAAGCCUGCCAUAUUUGAGAAUGUGAACAUCAUGCAGCAGCUGCGAUGUGGUGGUGUUUUAGAGGCGAUCAGAAUUAGUUGCGCAGGGUAUCCAACUCGUAAACCUUUUUUUGAGUUCAUAAACCGUUUUGGACUUCUAUCUACUGAUGCUAUAGAAGGGAACUACGAUGAGAAAGUCGCAUCUAAAAAGAUUUUGGACAAUAUGGGACUUAAAGGGUACCAGAUUGGUAAAACAAAGGUCUUCUUGAGGGCUGGUCAGAUGGCUGAGCUCGACGCUAGAAGGGCAGAGGUUCUUAGUGGCGCAGCCAAAAAGAUUCAGAGACGAAUCCGAACUCAUCAGGCUCAGAAACGUUUUAUUGUUCUGAGAAAGGCCACUAUCUCUCUCCAAGCUCUAUGUAGAGGAAGACUUUCCUGCAAACUUUUCGAGAAUUUGAGACGAGAAGCUGCUGCUGUGAAGAUUCAGAAGAACGGUCGGAGAUAUUACUCUAGAAAAUCGUACAAAAAGCUCCAUGUUGCUGCGCUUCUUGUACAGACUGGUCUAAGAUCCAUGGCUGCUCGUAAACAAUUCAGAUUUAGGAAGCAAACAAAGGCUGCCACAAUUGUUCAGGCUCAGUGGCGUUGUCACAGAGCAACCACGUACUACAAGAAGCUUAAAAAUGGAGUGAUCCUAUCUCAGACACGAUGGAGAGGCAAACUUGCUAGGAGAGAACUUAGGAAGCUCAAAAUGGCUUCAAGGGAAACAGGAGCACUUAAAGAGGCAAAGGAUAUGCUUGAAAAGAAAGUGGAGGAACUCACAUACCGUGUCCAGUUGGAGAAACGUCUGAGGGGUGAUUUAGAAGAAGUAAAGACUCAGGAGACAGCGAAACUCCAGAGUUCGUUGGAGGAAAUGCGGAAGAAAGUGGAUGAAACAAAUGCAUUGCUUGUGAAGGAACGAGAAGCUGCAAAGAAAGCCGCUGAAGAAGCUCCUCCUGUUAUCAAAGAAACGCAAGUUUUAGUUGAAGAUACGAAGAAGAUUGAACUGAUGACAGAGGAACUGGAGAGUGUAAAGGCUACUCUAGAAAACGAGAAACAAAGAGCUGAUGAUGCAGUAAGGAAAUUCGAAGAUGCUCAAGAGUCUCUUGAAGACAGAAGGAAAAAACUGGACGAGACAGAGAAGAAAAGUCAACAACUCCAAGAAUCCCUCACAAGGAUGGAGGAAAAGUGCAACAACUUGGAAUCGGAGAACAAAGUCUUAAGGCAACAGGCUGUGUCCAUGGCACCUAAUAAGUUUCUCUCUGGCCGCUCUCGCUCCAUUUUACAGAGAGGUUCAGAGAGUGGUCAUCUAGCAGUGGAUACGAGGGCGAGUUUGACUCAAGAUAACAACAAUACAUUGGCGUAUUGGUUAUCCAACGCCUCGACGCUCCUCUUACUCCUCCAGCGCACACUGAAAGCCAGUGGUGCAGCUGGGAUGGCUCCACAGCGCCGCCGUUCAUCUUCUGCCACUCUAUUUGGGAGGAUGACUCAGAGCUUCCGUGGAGCACCACAAGGUGUGAAUCUUGCCAUGAUAAACGGUGCUGCGGGAGGCGGAGCGGAUACCUUGAGGCAAGUUGAAGCGAAAUAUCCGGCUCUACUGUUUAAGCAGCAGCUCACAGCUUAUGUUGAAAAGAUAUACGGAAUGAUUCGGGAUAACUUGAAGAAGGAGAUUUCUCCACUCCUUGGAUUGUGCAUUCAGGCGCCAAGAACAUCGAGGGCGAGUUUAGUGAAAGGAGCAUCUCGUUCCGUGGCCAACACUGCAGCUCAGCAAGCACUCAUCGCCCACUGGCAAGGAAUUGUGAAGAGCCUUACGAAUUUCCUCAACACUCUCAAAUCAAACAAUGUUCCUUCAUUCUUGGUGCGUAAGGUGUUUACACAGAUAUUCUCAUUCAUCAAUGUUCAACUGUUUAACAGCCUUUUGUUGAGACGCGAGUGUUGUUCAUUUAGCAAUGGCGAGUACGUCAAAGCUGGCUUGUCUGAAUUGGAACACUGGUGUUUUAAGGCAACGGAUGAGUAUGCGGGUUCGUCGUGGGAUGAGCUUAAGCAUAUAAGACAGGCCAUUGGGUUUCUGGUCAUACACCAAAAACCAAAGAAAACUCUCGAUGAGAUCAGUCAUGAUCUUUGCCCGGUACUGAGCAUACAACAGCUAUACAGGAUCAGUACGAUGUACUGGGACGACAAAUACGGCACGCACAGCGUCUCUGGAGACGUGAUAACAAAUAUGAGGGUGCUAAUGACAGAAGAUUCGAACAAUGCUGUUAGCAACUCCUUCCUUUUGGAUGACGACUCAAGCAUCCCUUUCUCUGUUGAUGAUUUAUCAAAGUCGAUGGAGAGAUUUGACAUUGCUGAUAUCGAACCGCCACCACUAAUCCGGGAGAAUUCUGGGUUUAGCUUCUUAUUGCCAGUCUCUGAUUGAUCCCUUGUCUCUCUCUCUUCCGGAUAUCAAAUUUAGUUCUAGUGUCGUCUUUCUCCUUUUACCAAAAAGUAGAUUGCUUUUGAGGCAAGUAAUAAUAACUUUGUAUGCCCUUUAUAUUCCUUCCUCGCUUAUUACUGUAUUAUUUUUUCCCAAGGAGAAACGAGAUUUAUAUUUCUUCCGUUAUUCGUUAUUAUGUCU
Molecule: messenger RNA, 4563 nt
Organism: Thlaspi arvense
Lineage: Eukaryota; Viridiplantae; Streptophyta; Magnoliopsida; Brassicales; Brassicaceae
Source: the annotation of a GenBank genome assembly